Malassezia japonica is the source of this 936-nucleotide messenger RNA. RefSeq names its product coenzyme A transporter (gene LEU5). Gene Ontology annotation, biological process: mitochondrial coenzyme A transmembrane transport. Bases 1 to 936 code for a protein of 311 amino acids. Gene Ontology annotation, molecular function: coenzyme A transmembrane transporter activity. The record is from RefSeq and is a predicted model, not a curated record. Lineage: Eukaryota; Fungi; Basidiomycota; Malasseziomycetes; Malasseziales; Malasseziaceae. The transcript has 3 exons. Gene Ontology annotation, cellular component: mitochondrial inner membrane.
AUGCCGUCGAGCGGUAGGGAAGUGCAGCGUGCGAGCGAGUCGCGGAAAAAGCGCGACAAGCGUAGCUGGGAUUAUAUCCUACGCAGUGGCUUAGCUGGCGGCGUCGCGGGAUGUGCGGCCAAAACAGCCAUUGCCCCGCUGGACCGAGUCAAGAUUCUGUUCCAGGCGGCGAAUCCCGACUACCAAAAAUAUAGUGCGGUCAAGUACAUGGCGUACGAUGCCUUGCACCUCGCGCUCAUGCCCACCAUUCAGGACGAGACGAGCGCGCGCCUCUUUCUUGCAGGCUCACUCUCCGGCGUCCUGUCCGUCUUUCUUACCUACCCGUUGGAGCUAAUCCGCGUGCGCCUUGCGUUUGAUACCAAGACGCAUCCGCACAAAAACCUGCGCACGAUCAUUGCCACGAUCUAUCAUGAAGGCGCCACGGCGGUGGGGCCUCAAGGCAAGCCGGUCGAGGCGGUCGCGCCACAACUGCUGAACCGCUAUCCUGUGCUCAAGUUUUACCGCGGCUUUACCGCGACCGUGCUGGGCAUGAUCCCAUACGCAGGCACGUCGUUCCUGGUGUUUGGCCGGUGCAAGUCGCUGCUGUACCGCACGCUCCUUGGUCAAGAUACGCGCGGCAAGCCACUCGAAGAGUGGCAGGGACGCAAGCCGAUCGUCAGCCGCACGGUCGUCGACCUGACCGCCGGCGCGCUCGCGGGCGCAAUUUCCCAGGCAGUCUCGUAUCCUUUCGAGGUGAUCCGGCGGCGCCAGCAGGUCGGCGGCAUUUUGCGGCCGUCGAGCAUGCUGACGCUCCGCGAGACGAUCGCGUGGAUCUACCGCACGAAUGGCUUGCGUGGCUUCUAUAUCGGCCUGGGGAUCGGGUAUAUGAAAGUCGUACCGAUGACUGCCAUCAGCUUCGCCGUAUGGUCGGCCAUGAAGCGGCAGCUCGGCCUGUAA